AUGACCAACCCCAACAACCUACCGGGCUCAGGCAACCUUCCACCUGACGCUACCUCAUGCCCACGAGACGUCGCAGCUCUCCAGCUCCGCCUGCCCACGUUCGGGCACAAGAACCUGCAGGUUUGGUUCGCCCAGGUCGAAGCAAUCUUAGAUCCGAACCACAUCACCGCGGAGACUUCUCGGUUUCGCCACUUGCUUUGCAACCGGUCUCCUGAGGUGGCUCAAGAGGUGGCGGAUGUCAUCACUGCACCUUUGGGCAGUGCCCCGUACCAGCGACUUAAGCACUGUAUUCUCGAACGCACCACGCAAUCUGACAGCGUGCGCCUCCAGCACCUGCUUGCAGAUCGCCGCCCCUGCCAGGAAUUCAACAGCAUGCGGCAGCUCCAGCGCACAAGCAACGUCGACUCGAACGAUGCGCUGCUGAGGGAGCAGCGUUUGCCGCAUUCCACGUCUUGGCUGCUGCAGAGGACUUCACCCUCGACCGCCUCGCCCACCUCGCUAAUCGGGUCCAAGACGCGGCUUCUCCUUCGGCCGCCGCCCUCUCUUCAACACGAGAGUCCUCAGUCAUGUCCCGCUUAG
Molecule: messenger RNA, 579 nt
Organism: Dermacentor silvarum
Lineage: Eukaryota; Metazoa; Arthropoda; Arachnida; Ixodida; Ixodidae
Exons: 1
Coding region: 1-579 (192 amino acids)
Source: RefSeq, a predicted model, not a curated record